CCACCAUAUUGGACAGCACAUAGUGGAAUAGCUUCAUCAUCACAGACAUUUCUGCUGCACAGCACUGUUCUAGAAAAGCAGUUCUCUUUGGUCUGAGGCCCCUUUUACAAAGAGCUUUUGCUUAUAUGGGUUACACCCACUGACAUUUACUGUAGUAUAAAUGAGAACUGAGAGUUUUAAACAUUGAUUUAAUUAAUUCAUUUAAAAAUAACAUAAUCAUUGUAUGUUAACAUAUUUUAUUAAAAACAAUUAUAUUUUCCAAAACAAAAAAAAAUUAGUGAAAAGGGUGGCAUUGGUCUUCAUUUUUGCAAAUCUUACUUACUGUCUGGCUUAAUAGAGAGGGAGCUGUUUUCUCCUAUCUACUUCUGUAAUCAUUCUGUUGGGAUAUCAUACAUCAUGUCAUUUCUGGAAAUACCACACUGUACACUUAUGAAAGAAUGAGAGUUUAAAAGACAUGUACAGUAAUGUCUUUGUAGUAUUGUGAAAAUACUUUUGAACUUGUGGGCCCCCAGGGUCUCCAGACCACACGUUGAGAACUACUGCUCUAGAACUAAGGAGCCCUGGUAACACAGUAGUUAAAGUGUUCAGUUGCUAACAGAAAGGUUGGCAGUUCAAAUCCACCAGCUGCUAUGUGGGAGAAAGGUAUGGCAGUCUGCUUCCAGAAAGAUUUACAGCCUUGGAAACCCUAUGGGGCAGUUCUGUUCUGUCCUAUAGGGUUGCUGUGAGUCGGGAUUGAAUCAGCAGUAGUGGGUUUGGUUUGGGGUUGUUUUUGGGCUCUAGAACAACAUCUACUUGGCAUGAAGGACCCUGAGAGAGUGAUUUGCCUAAAGUCACACCACCAGUAAGUUGCACAGUGGGACUUGAUUCUUAAGCCUUCUGCCUUCUGGACUAUUGCUUUUUCCAGUACCUGUGCUGGGCUAGGAUGGGCCAGGCUGGGCUUUUAGGAGUGAGACCUAGGCUGCUUGACUGCAGAGCCCCUGGUGUGUUGGCCCUAUAAAUAAACCCAUUGUGUGGUAGCCCCUUCCCUCUCCCCACCCUCAACAGCUGCUAUUUUUGUUAUGGGUUAUGCCUUGGAGAGAGGGAACAUGAAGGAGCUGGGGGAGGGGAGAUAAGAGAUGUUGAAAUCUGGAAGCCUUUUGGGUUCACUCCACGACCCCCCAGCCUGGAAGGUCAGGAGACUGAUCCUAGUGUUGAUUUGAAAGAACCCACACUAUGGUUAAGUAGAGGCCCUUGGCUUGCCUGUGGAGAGGAAGUUGGAGGGGUGAUACAGGGGAUCCCUUCCCUAAGGACAAAUGUCUCUCAGAAGGGCUAUUGUGUCUCUGGUGCCAGUUGUCAGGAGAAGGGAAGGAAACUCUUGUCUGCUGCUCUUUCCCUGAGGGUGGGGGAGACCUCUUGGAAUUCUUAGGACUAAAAGAUGCUUUGGGCCAGGGAUUGAGGUGCCCACUUUCAGGCCAAGGUUACCCUUGGGAGCCAGACCUCAGUCCUUGUACCCCACCCCACAUCCCGUGGCAGUCCAGGACUGAUCUUGGCUGAAAGGGAGUGUUUGCCGUGGGUCCAGAAGUUGCUGUUUACAAGUGGAGUCUGUUUUGGGUGUGAUGGGCUGAGACUGGUAAAAGAGAUUCCAGAAGGCAGCUGGGGGAGGCUAGGGGAGGGGGAAACUGUUAGUGUUAUGGAUGAUUCUGUUACUAAAGUGAGAUUCUCAUUUCUGCCUUCCCACAGCUGCCCACCCCUCCCCCCUCAUGGUUCCUGGCUUCUCUCCCUAGAGGACUCUGGGGGGAACAGCUGGUGAGUGAGGGGCUCAUCAGGAGCCAGAAAGCCUUGCCAAAGUGGCGAGGGCGGGGGUUGGGAGACAGGCUUGCUGCCACCUCUCUGGCCCUGUCUGCUGUCUGUCCCCACAGCCCUCACCCCUUCCUCCCAGGCCUUGACUCUGAGUUCAGGGAAGGGCCUUGCCUGUGCCCUGGCUGGAGAGGGAGUGGGACCCACAGGCCCUGCUCCCAUGCGGUCUGACUGAAAUCCAGGACAGUCAAAUCUCUUGUGAGAUCCCUGUCUUCUCCUGGUUUUGAAGGAGAAGGGAGUGCUAAUACCCCAAGUGGCUGACUAGGCUGAGGAGAUAGUGGUCUUUCAGAUUUCAGCAAUUGGGUUCAAUCACCCACAUCCCCAGGUUACCCAGAGACUCGUAAGUGGCAGUUUCCCCCUUCCGCGUGUCCUGGAUACUCACCAACUGCCCCCCAUCCCCUCAACUGAAGGCUGGGCCAAAGAGGGCUCUGCUCUUCCUCCCUUCCUCCCUCAUCCCUCCCCUCGCACUGAGGUCACCUCCCUCUGAAUCAGGCCUUUGUCAGGGGAGGGGCCGCCCAUUGGCAGUUCUGGCGGGAGAAGCCUCCAGUUCAAGUUAGAGCUCCCACCCCUGUAGCUCCAUCCCUCUCCAGUCUGGAGUGCAUCAUGUGUUUUAGACCCAAAAUUUGGGCUGUGUCGUGGGACCACCGGAGGAAUGUUUGAAACCAGGGUCAUCCCGAAAAACCCAAGCCUGGGUUUUCCUGGGGGCCCCAGGUCGUCAGAGCACAGAGGCUGUGAGUAGAAGGAGUUAUGGGGCCUGAGGGAGGAGAAGGAGGGCACCUGUCCCUUGGGGAGGGGAACCCCACUGACCCCCAGCAGAGAGUGAUACUGGGGUGCUGACUCGGUUAUUUUCAUAAGAUUGAGGCAGAAAACCCAGACUCAGACGGCCCAAAUUCCUGAUUAGGCUCAGAUUGGGAAGUGGAAGUGGUAGUAUCUCUCCAGAUCUUGAUUCCCUAGAGGAGGGUAAAGAAGCAGGAAGUUUUCUUUUUACCAUAAAAACCUUGAACCAAACUCUGGUCCGGCUCAGAGCCAUGUGCUCCUCCCUACUGCCAAGUUUAAAUGCAGGCCUCUUCCCUGUGACUUCUCCAUAAUCUGGGCAGACUGCUGCCUUCCCUCUGCUGUGAUAGCCCUGGAGAUACAGAGAAGGCCCCCUCUGUCCUGGGUGGGCCCACACCUCCUGGCUGUGAGGGCAAAAAGCUGUUCCCACAAAGUGGGUCUGAGUCACACAGCCUUCCUUCAGCCAACAUUUCCUGCGCCUGCUAGGCCUAGCCAGAGUAUACAAGACACGUGUGAAAGCACUGUUGCCCUUGGGCUUAAGCCCAAGGUGUCCCCCAAUUUGCAAGGGGACUUGGGCCCCCCGCCCUAGGAUCCACAGAGGCUCAGAUCUAGGCCCCAGGUCUGCUGAGCACAGAGGUUGUGAGUAGGAGUUGUGGGUCCUAAGGGAAGAGGAGGGCACCUGGCCCCUGGGGAGGGGGGCCCCAAUGACCCCAGCAGGGAGAGACACUGGGGAGCUGACCUGGGUUUCCCCAUGAAAUUGAGGCAGAAAACCCUGACUCAGGAGACCCAAAUUCCUAAUUAGCCUCAGAGUAGAGGUUGGCUUUAUGGAGGGUGUUGGGUCUUUACCCUCCUCAGCACAGCCAGUCCUUCAUAAUCUGGGCCUUGCUCCUAACCUGAAUUUUUUUUUUUAAGGAAAAGCUUUUCUCCUAAACCACUCCUGCCUUUUGUUUGAUUUUUGUUUUUGUGUGAAAAACACAAAAACUUGGGCUUUCUGAAACUAGCUUUAUUUUUAUCCUUUUCUGGUCCUUUGAUGCUGCCCUACUCAACCCAUUCCUUUCCUUCACUUUUUCUUGCCCUCCCCAGUCUUGCCCCUCCACCCUACCCUAAACCCUCUCUUCCCAGACCAUUUCAAUCAGAGAAAUCAAUGGUGAGGCGAUUGAGGGAAAAGCUGGUGAUAAAUGGCUGGGGACCAUGCAAGCUGGGGCCUCAUGGAGCAGUGGAUGUUUGCUGGCUGGGGUGAGGGAAUGAUGAUCUGGAGACUGGAGUUAUAGGGCGAGGUGACCAUUCUGGCUGCAAGAGCGAGUGUACCCGCCUGGUGAGGAGACAGAGAGCCUGCCCGGGCUUCUCUCACUUGCUCUGGGACCUGAUGUCGGAGACCAUGGACCAGCCAGCCAGGGGACCUGGAAACCCAAGGCUAGGAGAGGGCGGAGAGGGCGGCAUGGAGCCAGGCACCUGUGAAGAGCUUCUGCAACGACUGCGGGAGCUAGAGGCAGAGAACUCCGCACUUGCCCAGGCCAAUGAGAAUCAGCGGGAGACUUAUGAGCGCUGUCUAGAUGAGGUUGCCAACCAUGUGGUGCAGGCACUGCUGAACCAGAAGGACCUGAGGGAGGAAUGCAUCAAGCUGAAGAAGAGAGUGUUUGACCUGGAGCGGCAGAACCAGAUGCUGAGUGCCCUGUUUCAGCAGAAACUCCAGCUAACAACAGGCUCCCUUCCUCAGAUCCCGCUCACCCCACUCCAGCCGCCGUUGGAGCCACCAGCCUCCCUCUCCUUGAGCUCCACUAAGGGACCAGCCACCUCACUGCCUGUGGGGCGCUGUGCUGGGCAGAGAGAGGUUUGUUGGGAGCAGCAGCUGCAGCCAGGAGGCCUAGGACCCCCAGCUACCCCACCUCCGGCGCUGGAUGCCCUAUCCCCAUUCCUUAGGAAGAAAGCCCAGAUCCUGGAGGUGCUGAGAGCCCUGGAAGAGACUGACCCCGUACUUCUGUGCUCACCUGCCACCCCUUGGCAGCCUCCAGGCGAGGGGCCUGGCUCCCCAGAGCCGAUCAACGGCGAGCUAUGUGGCCCACCCCAGCCUGAACCCUCGCCCUGGGCCCCUUACCUGCUGCUAGGCCCUGGCAGCCUGGGAGGCCUGCUGCACUGGGAGCGCCUCCUGGGGGGCCCGGGAGAGGAAGAGGGUACUGGCCGGCCCUGGGGCCCUAGUAGGGGGUCUCCUCAGGCCCGGGGCACCAGCUCUGGCCCACACUGUGCCCCAGGCAGUAGCUCCUCCUCCUCUUCUGAUGAGGCAGGUGAUCCCAAUGAGGCACCCAGCCCUGACACCCUGCUCGGUGCCCUGGCCCGCAAACAAUUGAACCUGGGCCAACUCCUCGAGGACACAGAGUCUUACCUACAGGCCUUCCUGGCGGGGGCUGCAGGCCCACUCAACGGGGACCACCCAGGUCCCAGGCAGCCAUCCUCCCCAGACCAGGGGCCCCCACAGCUGUCCAAGUCCAAAGGCCUCCCCAAGUCAGCUUGGGGUGGGGAUACCCCAGAGGCCCACAGGCCAGGCUUUGGUGCUACCUCAGAGGGCCAGGGACCCCUCCCCUUCCUCAGCAUGUUCAUGGGUGCGGGGGAUGCCCCCCUGGGCUCACGGCCUGGCCACCCCCAUUCCUUAUCUCAGGUGAAAAGCAAGCUCCAAAUUGGCCCCCCUUCUCCUGGAGAAGCCCAGGGACCCCUUCUGCCCUCUCCAGCCAGAGGUCUCAAGUUCCUAAAGAUGCCUCCAGCCUCGGAGAAAGUCCCCAGCCCAGGAGGCCCCCAGCUCAGCCCCCAGCUCCCCCGGAACUCACGAAUCCCCUGUCGGAACGGUGGCUCAGAUGGGAGCCCCUCCCCGUUGCUGGCCCGCCGGGGUCUUGGGGGAGGAGAGCUGUCCCCUGAGGGGGCACAAGGCCUGCCCACCAGCCCUUCACCCUGCUCUUCAACCCCAGACUCUGCACAACUCAGACCCCCGCAGCCAGCCUUGUCCACCACACUGUCCCCAGGGCCAGUGAUGUCUCCCUGCUAUGAGAACAUCCUGGACCUUUCCCGCGGCACCUUCAGGGGGCCUUCCCCAGAGCCCCCUCUAUCCCCACUGCAGGUGCCCACCUACCCACAACUGACUCUGGAGGUGCCACAGGCCCCGGAGGUCCUCAGAAGCCCCGGCAUCCCUCCCAGCCCUUGCCUCCCAGAAUCCUGCCCCUAUGGGAGCCCCCAGGAGAAGAGUUUGGACAAGGCAGGCUCAGAGUCCCCCCAUCCUGGCUGCAGGACCCCAGGCAACUCAUCCAAGAAAUCUGGCCAGGGGGCAGGGCGGCGACCUGGGGAUCCUGGCUACACACCCCUGCGGGACAGACUGGCAGCCCUGGGGAAACUGAAGACAGGCCCCGAGGGGCUUCUGGGCACAGAGAGGAAUGGGGUGCCAGCCAGGCCUGGCACUGAGAAGGUUCGGGGACCAGGGAGGUCAGGGGAGAGCCCUGGAGACAUGAUGCCUCCCACCUCCAGGCCCCCUGAGCAGCCAGAAACUAAGGGAGCACUGCGGGGGGCAGUGGCCUUAGGCACAAGCAGCCUGAAGCAGCAGGAACCCGGGCUCCUGGGGGAUCCUGGGGCUCGAGUCUAUUCCUCCCACUCAAUGGGGGCCCGGGUAGACCUGGAGCCCAUCUCACCAAGGAGCUGCCUCACCAAAGUAGAGCUGGCUAAGAGCCGGCUGGCAGGAGCUCUGUGUCCCCAGGUACCCCGUACCCCUGCCAAAGUGCCAACCUCAGCCCCCAACCUGGGCAAGCCCAAUAAGAGCCCCCAUGGCAGCCCUACGAAGCUGCCUUCCAAAUCACCCACCAAGGUGGUGCCCCGGCCUGGAGCCCCCUCAGCUAAUAAGGAGUCCCCCAAGCCUGACAAGGGAAAGGGCCCACCAUGGGCAGACUGUGGUAGCACCACAGCACAGCCUACACCCCCAGCAGCUGGCCCCAUUGACCCAAACCAAGGCCCUGAGGGGCCAGCCCCACACUCCGCCAUCGAGGAGAAAGUGAUGAAGGGCAUUGAGGAGAAUGUGCUGCGGCUCCAGGGCCAGGAGCGGGCGCUGGGCACUGAGGCCAAGCACCGAAACACCAGCAGCAUCGCCAGCUGGUUUGGUCUUAAGAAGAGCAAGCUGCCAGCACUGAACCGUCGCACAGAGGCCACCAAGAGCAAGGAAGGGGCCAGUGGGGGCUCCCCGCUCCGGAAGGAGGUCAAGAUGGAAGCCCGGAAGCUGGAGGCCGAGAGCCUCAACAUCUCCAAACUGAUGGCUAAGGCAGAAGACUUGCGGCGUGCCCUGGAGGAGGAGAAGGCCUACCUGAGCAGCAGGGCCCGGCCACGGCUCCGGGGACCAGCCCCAGGGCCACAGAUGCAGGGCCAGCUGGCUGGCAUGUACCAAGGUGCAGACACCUUCAUGCAGCAGCUGCUCAACAGGGUGGAUGGCAAGGAGCUGCCACCCAAAAGCUGGCGGGAGCCCAAGCCUGAGUUUGGGGAUUUCCAGCCAGUGUCCUCAGACCCCAAGAACCCCUGGCCAGCUUGUGGGCCCCGAAAUGGACUGGUAGGCCCUCUUCAGGGCUGUGGAAAACCUCCUGGGAAGCCGAGCAGUGAGCCGGGGAGGCGGGAUGAUAUCCCCUCAGAGGACAGCCUGGCCGAGCCUGUGCCCACCCCACACUUCACAGCCUGUGGCUCCUUGACUCGAACCCUGGACAGUGGCAUUGGGACCUUCCCGCCCCCAGACCAUGGCAGCAGUGGGACUCCCAGCAAGAACCUGCCGAAGACCAAGUCACCACGGCUGGAGCCCCCACCCGGGGCACCCCCAGCUCGACCCCCACCCCUUACCAAAGUCCCCCGCCGUGCCCACACACUGGAGCGUGAGGUGCCAGGAGUAGAGGAGCUGCUGGUGAGUGGGCGGCACCCUAGCAUGCCGGCCUUCCCUGCACUGCUCACCGCGACACCGGGCCACCGGGGCCAUAAGACGUGUCCUGAUGAUCCCUGUGAAGACCCAGGCCCUCCUCCUCCUGUCCAGCUGGCCAAAAACUGGACCUUCCCCAAUGCAAGGGCAGCUGGCAGCUCCUCUGACCCUUUCCUCUGCCCGCCCCGACAACUGGAGGGACUGCCCAGGAUGCCCCUGGCCCUGCCCGUGGACCGGAAGCCAAGCCUGGAGCCCAGCCGCCCAUCCCCUACACCCCCAGGUCCAGCAUUUGGGGGUAGCCGCACCCCCAGUACGUCGGACAUGGGUGAGGACGGUAGAGUGGCCAGCGGGGUUGCCCCAGGGCUUGAGACCUCGGAAUCCCUCAGUGACUCGCUCUAUGACUCACUAUCCUCCUGUGGGAGUCAGGGCUGAGGUCUGUGCCACACAACAGCCCUUGCUUAAGCUGGGAACCACAGCCUGGAUGGGCUUCGCUCAGGCCCUGCCCCCUCAGGGCCAGUGGGGCCCCUCCCUGAAGGGACCAAGGAGGCAGGUGGAUAAGAAGGUGAAAGGGGUCCCUGGCACAACCCACCGCCCACUGCUGCUGUGGAUGAGAUGACCGCUCUCAGCUCAGGGAGAGACCCCACCCCUCGUCCCUUCUUUCAUCCAGAGUAAGGCUCUUCCUUGGAGGGGUUGGGGGCCCAAGGCCACUGCACCUCUGCCCCCAGCUUCCACUCUAGGCUGAGCCAUCUUGUGGUGCUGGGCUUCUUGCCCGCCGGCCAUGCCAUCUCUGCCAAGCCCGGCUGCUCCCCUGCUCGAAGACCCCGCAAGGCCAGGGCAAGGCCCCUGUGCUGGUGGAGUUUGGGGCUGAGGGAGACAAGUUGCCUUCUCUCUCUUACUGCCCUGGUCUUCCCUGCUGUCUGGAUGGUGCUGCCCUCCCCUGCCCCACAUCUCUGGGGUUCGUUUGUCUGUCUUUUUUUUUUUUUUUAAUAUUAAAGCGCCUGACCCAAUCCUCACCCGCAACCUCAAACUGCGGUUAAUUUAUCUGUCGUUAAAAAUGCGGCUGCUCUGUUUCCAGCCUCUGCUUCUGCCGUAUCCCUAAUAAAAUGUGGAGGCCCCUCCCUGCCCCCCGA
Loxodonta africana (African savanna elephant) is the source of this 8664-nucleotide messenger RNA. It is a transcript of the gene NCKAP5L, whose product is annotated as NCK associated protein 5 like. The coding region runs from base 3977 to 7966 and encodes 1329 amino acids. The transcript is spliced from 13 exons. Lineage: Eukaryota; Metazoa; Chordata; Mammalia; Proboscidea; Elephantidae. Gene Ontology annotation, biological process: microtubule bundle formation; microtubule depolymerization. Gene Ontology annotation, cellular component: microtubule plus-end. The record is from RefSeq and is a predicted model, not a curated record.